GCAGACAAAAAGCUGAAAGUGCCUAUAGUACAGACGGCCGUGGUGACGUAGGAUGGCCCAGAACGGGACAACAGACAGCGGAGUGGCCGGAGGGACCCACGCUCCGUCGUUUCCCCAGCCUGUCAAAGUCCAGGAGAUCAGACACACCAAGAUAUUUAUCAACAACGAGUGGCACGCGUCCAGCAAGGGGGCCACGUUCCCGACUCUCAAUCCUGCAACAGGUGUCAAAAUCUGCGACGUGGAGGAGGCGGACAAAGCAGAAGUGGACAAGGCGGUGCAGGCGGCCCGGGCGGCGGGGCGCAGCGGCGCCUCUUGGCGGAAGAUGGACGUGUCGAGCCGGGGGAGACUGCUGCACAAGCUGGCCGACCUGGUGGAGCGAGACCGGGCGCUGCUGGCGACCCUGGAAACUAUGGACACGGGAAAACCCUUCCUGCAGUCUUUCUUCAUAGACCUGGAUGGCAGCAUAAAGACCCUGCGGUACUACGCAGGGUGGGCCGACAAGAUACAGGGCAGGAGCCUGCCUGUCGACGACAGCUUCCUGUGUUUCACCAGGCACGAGCCCGUCGGCGUGUGCGGGGCCAUCAUUCCAUGGAACUUUCCGCUGCUGAUGUUCAUGUGGAAGAUAGCGCCGGCCCUGAGCUGUGGAAACACUGUGGUCAUAAAGCCGGCGGAGCAAACCCCUCUCACGGCCCUCCACGUUGGAGCGCUCAUCAAAGAGGCGGGCUUCCCCCCCGGAGUGGUGAACAUCGUGCCAGGCUUCGGCCCGUCUGCAGGAGCAGCCAUUGCCAGCCAUAUGGACAUCGACAAAGUGGCUUUCACCGGCUCUACGAAGGUCGGCCAGCUGAUCAAAGAGGCGGCGGCCAAGAGCAAUCUGAAGAGAGUGACUCUGGAGCUGGGCGGGAAGAACCCCUGCAUUGUCUUCGCUGACUCAGAUUUGCAGCUGGCUGUGGCGGAGACGCAGAAAGGGGCCUUCUACAACCAGGGCCAGUGCUGCACGGCGGCCUCGCGGGUUUUCGUGGAGGAAAGCAUCUACGAAGAGUUUGUGCGCUGCAGUGUGGAAGGUGCGAAGAACAUUGUCACAGGAGACCCGCUGGACCCACGGACCUCCCAUGGACCUCAGAUUGACCAGGAGCAGUUUGAUAAGAUCAUGGAGCUGAUAGAGAGCGGGAAGGAGGAGGGAGCCCGGCUGGAGUGUGGAGGGAAGGCCGUGGGAGACACGGGGCUGUUUCUCCAACCCACCAUAUUUUCUGGGGUGAAGGACCACAUGCGCAUCGCCAAGGAAGAGAUUUUUGGACCAGUGCAGUGUAUAUUUAGCUUCAAAAGCCAGCAGGAGGCCAUAGAGAGGGCAAACAGCACUGAAUAUGGACUGGUGGCAGCAGUGUUUACCAGAUGUCUGGACCGGGCCCUGUCUGUCUCUGCAGCCCUGGAGACAGGCACUGUGUGGGUGAACUGCUAUAAUGCCCUCCAUGCCCAGACUCCCUUCGGAGGUUGCAAGAUGUCCGGCGUCGGACGAGAGCUCGGCGAGUACGCCCUGGCAGAGUACUCCGAGGUGAAAGCGGUGACCAUCAAGCUGAGGGAGACCCUGUGAGGGACACGGCGGGAUCCUGCCUCGGCCUCCAGCACCACGUCCCCCGUCCGACCGAGUGGGGCCGCAGCUCCAUCUUUAACACUUUACCCCCCCCCCCCUUUCCCUGUCUGCCUCCCGUCUUCACAGCUGCCGGCCGAGUCAGUAAGAGCGAGCGGCGUGGCGAGCUGCGGGCCACGGGCGGGAGGAGCUACCUGAGUACAUUAACACAGAGGCCCCGAGGAGUUCAUUAAAGGAAGUCACCCCGUCCUGUCACCCGUCUUCCUGUCCCGUUUUACUGUGAAACGCACGAGACGGGAGGGAGGUCCCUCACGAAGACACGUGGCCGUGUAUAAAUAAAUACCCCAACAAACGAUUUCUUUCUUGUAUUAGAGGAUAAUGUCAGCGUCAUGUAUGGAGUACUGUUGUUUAUGAGGACAAGUAUGUCAGCCGUAGUUGUGCAUGAUCUGGUGAAACGCCGUCCCCCGCGCCGCAGCACGUGGGCCGGCCGCGGGGGGGGGGGCGAGGCCGGAGCGUGCGUGGCCUCCUCUCCUUAAAUGCUCCGCAGGUCACGAUGCAGUAAAGAAGCCCUUCCUUCUCGUCUCGUCUCAGAAGUGUUUAUGUUGGUGUGACGUCAUCAGAUCUGAACGGGGAGCAUUUUCCCGCCCUUUCAGGUAGCGGAAGGAAGUCCGCUCCGUUCCACGUGAGGUCAUAUGUACCGGCGGGACACUGUCAACGGGAGGUUUCCCCCACCUGGGCGGUCGGCGGCGGAGCUCCCUCCUCUUUCCUCCCCGGCGUUUGAACGUGUGUGUUUUACAUGACGUGUGACAUGUUGGCCUUCAGAUAGAUGUGAUGUUAACGGGGCGGCGCGUGGCGGAGGGCUGCCUCUUUCCGGGGGACCUCCACGCUGCAGGUCCUUGUUGCGGAAGUUGUCAAAGGGAAAAUAAAAAAAUGUCUUUCCUGCACGUUGUGUGGCUGUUUGUGUGGGUAAAGCUGCAGCACAACACAACCGAGUCAAGCCGGGGGGGUGUUUGUACAGCCCGGCAUCACCAAUUACACGUUUGCCUCAGGGGGGCGUUA
Lampris incognitus (smalleye Pacific opah) is the source of this 2644-nucleotide messenger RNA. It is a transcript of the gene aldh1a3, whose product is annotated as aldehyde dehydrogenase 1 family, member A3. Gene Ontology annotation, molecular function: aldehyde dehydrogenase (NAD+) activity. The transcript has 13 exons. The record is from RefSeq and is a predicted model, not a curated record. Lineage: Eukaryota; Metazoa; Chordata; Actinopteri; Lampriformes; Lampridae. Bases 53 to 1588 code for a protein of 511 amino acids.